Messenger RNA from Salarias fasciatus (jewelled blenny), 1345 nucleotides. RefSeq names its product protein FAM177A1-like. The transcript is spliced from 5 exons. Lineage: Eukaryota; Metazoa; Chordata; Actinopteri; Blenniiformes; Blenniidae. The coding region runs from base 54 to 698 and encodes 214 amino acids. The record is from RefSeq and is a predicted model, not a curated record.
UGUAUCAGCUGCGGUGGAGAGACGGUUUGUAGAUCGCUGAAGGAGGAACAGAGAUGGCAGAUUUGUCGUUGUGUUUGACUAAUGUCAGCGUUUCUUUGAGUCAACCUAUGGACACUGAAAAGCAUCAGAGUGCAGAAGGGGACUUUGAGAGCGUGGAGAUGGGGGACCUAACGGGUACGAAAGGGAGGGUGAAGGUUCCCCGCAGGACCAUUUACUUUGCCAGUGGAGAGACCAUGGAGGAAUACAGCACUGAUGAAGAGGAGGAAGAGGAGGAGCCGGUGAAGAAAGAAAUCUCUCAUGUUGAUGCGUCUAAAUUAACCUGGGGUCCUUAUUUCUGGUUCCACAUGUGGAGAAUGGCCACUAACACCAUCUCAGUGUGUGACUACAUGGGGGAGAGACUGGCCUCUCUGUUCGGCAUCACUACUUCAAAGUACCAAUACGCGAUUGAUGAGUACUACCGUAUCAAGAAAGAGGAGGAAGAGGAGGAGGAGGAGAACCGCUUGGCCGAGGAGGCAGAGCGGAACUUCGCCGAGCAGCAGAAAGCGAAGCAGGAGGAGCAGGCCACUCUCCACCACGCCACCGUGGAGCAGCCGGAGGCGGCCGCCACCUCCUUCGUGAACAUCAGCUUCGAGCUGGAGCCCGAGCCUGCCCUCAGGAGUCCAGACACCAACAGAGUCCCAUCACCCCUCCCCUCCUGAAAAAACCCCCCAGACACAACCUCUAAUCUCCAUCGUACAUUUCUGUCAGUUGGUAAAAUCUUAACCUCGGUAGCUGUGUGGGCUCGUGAUAAUUUUUUAUGUUGGUUUGUAUUUUUACCUAAUAAAAGAAGGCGUCAGCUCUCAGUGCAGGGAGAAAUGAAAAGGGCUGCGGGAGCGGCUGCACUUGCCUUACCUGUGAAUGUACAUUUGUGUUUAAGCAUGUAUGCAGGACAGUGAACUUGUAGACUGCUCUGGGGCUCCACUCACUUUGAAGCCAGUGUUGAAAGAAAUGUUAAAUCUGAGAUGGACAUACACUCCAAAGAGAGCUGAGAAAAACUGCUUUGGUCCCACCUUAUGGCUAACACAUGUACAAACGCUCAUCAGAGGUACAGCCGUGGAUCCUGCUACUAAUCACACUGACACGGGAAGGAUUCCAUUAACGUUUUUCUCAAUACUCUACUGUUGGAGCUUGUCUCCAUCUCCAGUCCAGUUUGCCAUUUUCAAUGUGUAUAAAGCCUUAAGGACCUUAAUGAAGUUGUUGAAGUGAAUUGACUUUUACGCUUAUAACCUGUAAAUACUGUGUAAAGAUAUACAGUUGUCCUAAGUAUGUUCAUUUUUGAAAAUAAAGGGUCUGAAGGAACUGAAUG